AUGCCUUCCCAAACUGAAAAGAAGCCCCAAAAACAAUGGUCCUUGCAAGACUUCGAGAUUGGAAAACCCCUUGGCAAAGGCAGAUUCGGCCGCGUCUACCUCGCCCGAGAAACCAAGAGCAAGUAUAUAGUGGCAUUGAAGGUGAUAUUCAAAGAGCAGAUAGAGAAGUACAGGUUGCACCACCAGUUGAGGAGAGAGAUGGAGAUCCAGACCAGUCUUCGUCAUCCCAAUGUUUUGAGACUCUUCGGUUGGUUUCACGAUGCAGAGAGAAUUUACUUGAUUUUGGAGUAUGCCCAUGGUGGUGAGCUCUAUAAGGAGCUCCGAAAAACUGGCUAUCUCACCAAAAAACAAGCCGCCACUUACAUUUUGAGUCUUACACAAGCGUUGACGUAUUGUCAUGAGAAGCAUGUGAUUCAUAGGGAUAUCAAGCCGGAGAACUUGUUGCUUGAUCACGAGGGCCGACUGAAGAUUGCUGAUUUUGGAUGGUCUGUACAAUCAAGAAGCAAGAGACACACUAUGUGUGGAACUUUGGACUAUUUAGCACCAGAAAUGGUGGAGAACAAAGCUCAUGACUAUGCAGUUGAUAAUUGGACUUUGGGUAUCCUCUGUUAUGAGUUUUUGUAUGGUGCGCCUCCAUUUGAGGCAGAGAGCCAAUCAGAUACAUUCAGAAGGAUUAUGAAGGUUGACCUCAGCUUCCCUUCCACCCCUUACGUGUCUGCAGAAGCUAAAGAUCUCAUUAGCCGGCUUCUAGUGAAGGACUCGUCAAAAAGGCUCUCUCUUCAGAAGAUUAUAGAGCACCCUUGGAUAAUUAAGAAUGCUGAUCCCACUGGUACCUGCUGA
This is a messenger RNA of Ilex paraguariensis (yerba mate), 840 nucleotides long. NCBI's taxonomy places the organism in Eukaryota, Viridiplantae, Streptophyta, Magnoliopsida, Aquifoliales, Aquifoliaceae. The record is from the annotation of a GenBank genome assembly.